AGAAGAGGGAGAGAGAGAGAAGGCAAGCGUUCCCCCAGCUGUUUCCUGUCUACAGUGUCUGUGUUUUGUAGAUAAAUGUGAGGAUUUUCUCUAAAUCCCUCUUCUGUUUGCUAAAUCUCACUGUCACUGCUAAAUUCAGAGCAGAUAGAGCCUGCGCAAUGGAAUAAAGUCCUCAAAAUUGAAAUGUGACAUUGCUCUCAACAUCUCCCAUCUCCCUGGAUUUCUUUUUGCCUCAUUAUUCCUGCUAACCAAUUCAUUUCCAGACUUUGCACUUCAGAAGCAAUGGGAAAAAUCAGCAGUCUUCCAACCCAAUUAUUUAAGUGCUGCUUUUGUGAUUUCUUGAAGGUAAAGAUGCACAUCACGCCCUCCUCGCAUCUCUUCUACUUGGCCCUGUUCUUGCUCACCUUCACCAGCUCUGCCACGGCUGGACCCGAGACCCUCUGUGGGGCUGAGUUGGUGGACGCCCUUCAGUUCGUGUGCGGAGACAGGGGCUUUUAUUUCAACAAGCCCACGGGGUAUGGCUCGAGCAGUCGGAGGGCGCCUCAGACAGGAAUCGUGGACGAAUGCUGCUUCCGGAGCUGUGAUCUGAGGAGGCUGGAGAUGUACUGCGCGCCUCUCAAGCCUGCCAAGUCGGCCCGCUCUGUCCGUGCCCAGCGCCACACCGACAUGCCCAAGGCUCAGAAGUAUCAGCCCCCAUCUACCAACAAGAAAACGAAGUCUCAGAGGAGAAGGAAAGGAAGUACAUUUGAAGAACACAAGUAGAGGGAGUGCAGGAAACAAGAACUACAGAAUGUAGGAAGACUUUCCUGAAGAGUGAAGAAUGACAUGCCACUGGCAGGAUCCUUUGCUCUGCACGAGUUACCUGUUAAACACCAGAAGACCUACCAAAAAAAUAAGUUUGAUAACAUUUCAAAAGAUGGGCAUUCCCCCCAAUGAAAUACGCAAGUAAACAUUCCAACAAUGUCUUUAGGAGUGAUUGUUAAAAGCUUUGCACCUUGCAAAAAUGGUCCUGGAGUUGGUAGAUUGCUGUUGAUCCUUUAUCAAUAAUGUUCUAUAGAGAAAAUAUAUAUAUAGAUCUUAGUCCCUGCCUCUCAAGAGCCACAAAUGCAUGGGUGUAUAUAGAUCCAGUUGCACUACAUUUGUCUCUGAAUCUUGGCUGCUAGAGACAUUCAUUCAGCAGCCUUAUCUAAGUGGUUUAUUAAUUUUUUUAUUUGCACUUCUUUCUACGCAACACAGGCUGUUUGUUUUACAGUGUCUGGUAAUCUUGUUCGUCUAUCCCUCUCCCCCCUUCAUCACCUUUUUAUUUGCCAAAUUUGGCCUCCUCAAUAGCAGCAGCAAGCAGUCAAAUAGCACACCAAUUUUUAACCCACAAGAUUCCAUCUGUGGCAUUUGUACCAAAUAUAAGUUGGAUGCAUUUAUUUUAGACACAAAGCUUUAUUUUUUCCACAUCUUGCUAAAAAAAAUGCAAGUAGUUGCAACUUUGAGGCCAAUCAUUUUAGGCAUAUGUUUUAAGCAUAGAAAGUCUCAAACUCUGAAUGGCUCCUUCAAAUGAUGAGUUAGUGUGCGACCUAAUCAGUACUUCUCUCUUUUUAUUUUUUCCAUAUAAAGCACUAUGUAAAUUUAGCAUGUCAAUAAUACAGGAUGUAUCAAACAGUAUGUAAAACUCUGUUUUUUAGUACAAUGGUGCUAUUUUGUAGUUUGUUAUAUGAAAGAGUCUGGCCAAAACGGUAAAAGGUGAAAGCAAAACAAGAGGAAGCCUGGAGCCAAAGGUGACACAGAGGGGAAGGGUACUCAAAAUUUAACCACUUGGGAAAGAAAAGUUCCCCAAUUAUGCCUUCCAAAAGAAAUAAGACACAAAGUCCACUGAUGCAAAUUUGAUUGGCGAGUCCAGAGAGGAGUAGAAGAAGCAAAAAGCUAGGAAUUUUAACAGUCCUGGUUUCUUAUUCUCGCUGAAGAAACAAACAUCUGCCGACUCUGUCACGGACUCACCACCGUGUGACCUUGGGCAAGUCACUUCACCUCUCUGUGCCUCAGUUUCCUCAUCUGCAAAAUGGGGGCAAUAUGUCAUCUACCUACCUCACAGGGGUGGUAUGAGGAUUAAAAAGAUAAAGCUCCAGAUUUUUAUCCUGAGUUGCUAUGAGGGCGUCAAGAUCAGAGCCCUUGAGCUGCUGGGAUGCAAGGAAUUCUAUGAACAACUCAUUCACAGCAUAGCUAGAAAAUUGAUAAGCUGAAUGCUCCUGACAUGCCAGUUCUUGUCAGUGAAGCUAUCCAACUAACUAUCCAACUAACUAGUUGUUAAAGGCUAACAGCUCAAUCUCUUUUAAAACACUUUUCAAAAUAACCUAGAAACAUUUGAUCUGCAAUUUGAUUUUGAAGUCUGCAUUUGGAUUUAAGAAUACAAAGUGAAAAGAGAGGAAAAGAAAAAAGGAGAAAAACAAAGAUUUCUCCCAGCGAAAGGAUGAUUAUUCCAUUUGCUAGCACUUACUGACUCUGCCAGGAAGUUACUAAUAACCUAAUAAUACUUCUUUUAAUAUUAUAAAUGAUACUCUAUUCAUUUUGAAAAACAGUUCUUUCCGCUUUUCAAGUAAUCUAAAAAAAGUCCCAAGAUUUCAAAUACUGAAAUAAUAACUAAUAAAAUGUCACGAAUUUACUUUCUUUAAUGAAUUUUGUUCUUAUCCUUGGAGAUACUGAUAUAUACAUAUAUUUUUGGUUAAAGUAUGCUUGACUAGAGUUGCUGGUUGAAAGACAAACAUUUCCUUCACAGCUAGAAAUUUUCCCUCAUGUCUGCUUAGAAGAGUGGCCUCUAGUCCUCUGUGGAUGUGUCUUAUCCAUUCAAUUGAAAACUGGUAUCAAGAAAAUCCAAUGAUGAGGACAGGUCCAUGCUGACCUAGAAAAUAUUUCCUGUCUACAUAUCAAGAUUUUCUUAUUAAAACAAUGAAUCAUCCAUCAUUCAGAUCUUUUUAUCUGCCUUAGAACUUUUUGGUGAAAAGCAACCAGGCUUGAUUAUUUCAUGCAAAUUAUAUCCUUUUUAUUCUUGGAGAGUGUACAUGCAAAACAAAAAUAACAUCUUUAGUCUUCAUCCCACUGGUUCACCUCAAGGUUCAGAGGCCAGAAAAAAACAAGAUUUCCUGGAUCUCUGAACAUAUGCAAAAAGAAGGCCUAUUUAAUGGACACCUCUGGUCAGCCAACUGGUAUUUUAACCUUAGUCCACAGUGUUAUUUGAAUUUAGCACCCCUGGAAUGCAGAGCUAUGUUCUGAUCACUGUGGACAGAUGUAAAAGAAACCACAGGUAAUUUUGCCCUUCAUCUGUUUUCUAGACAUAUGGGUUCUAUGGAAUGAGAUGCUGGACCCAUUUUCCCAAAAUGGCACUCUGAUUUUUAUUUCUUAUUCCUAGUGUGUAUCUUUAAAAAUUACUAACUACGAACAACACUUUACAUGCAACCUUCUGCAGACCUGUAAGUUUCCAGACAUAGUUGAAUACGGUAAUUCUAAGAGUGUCUACGACUUAUUUGAUUCACUUAAUAAUUCUGUUCACAGCAAAAAAUACCCCAGUGAGGAAAGCUUAAAUAUGCGAAGUCAUAUUACCCUUCUUAACUUUUUCUAAUACAUAGUCCUCUCCAACUGUAUCACAAAUCAGCUAAUUAAAAAUUAACUAAUUAUACUAACCCACUGUCUUAUUUUCAAAUGAUUUAAAACUAGAAGACAAAUUGCUGUCAACUCCACAAGUCAGCUGAUCACUAUAUACUACAGCAGAACUACCUGGUACUGACAGAAGGAAGCACAGAAAAUCUUACAACUCAAAACUUUAUAAGCUUUGCUUUAGAAUUUUGAAAUGAGGCAAUAUCAAGAUGUUUAUGAAAGAGCUAUAAAUACUGGUAAGAAUGAGCUUUUAAUUUAUGGGUUGAUUUCCAAUUUAAUUGACAACACUGAAUACCUAGGUCAAAUUUCCAUUCCCACUUCCCCAAAUAGUAUAACUGUAUUAUUCGAACAUUUUAAGAUGAGGAAGCUCCACUGAAAAAGUUAAAGCAUCUUUCCAUCAGGAUCCACUCUUCUAGAGAUAAAGAAAAACUCUCCCAAUACCCACCCUACACACACACACACACACAUAGACACGUGCACUCACACACUCAUCCUAAGAGUCCAAUGGAAUACUUGGAAGAAAUCACUUCCUUGAAAAAUCUUUAAAAAAAAAAAAAAAAAGCCUGGCCUCCCUUGAGAAUCCUUCCCCUCCUUGGAAUGUCAGUGUUUGUGUAGAUGAAACCAUCUCAUGCACUAUGGCUUCAGGGUUUCUGUUAUUAGUUUAUGCACUUGGGAGAAUGCUUAAAAUGGAAGAUGUAGCACAUUUUGCUUUCCCAUUUAUUGUUUGGCCAGCUAUGCCAAUGUGGUGCUAUUGUUUCUUUAAGAAAGUACUUGACUUAAAAAAAAAAAAGAAAAAAGAAAAAAAAGAAAGCAUAGACAUAUUUUUUUAAAGUAUGAAAAAAACAAUUCUUUAGAUAGAUGGCUUAAGAAAAUAGCAUUAGGUCUAGUCACCACCACCUUUCAACUUUAUAUCACUCACAAGUAGUGUACUGUUCACCAAAUUGUGAGUUUGGGGGUGCAAGGGCAGAAGAUGGAAAUUUUUUUAAGUUAGAAGGCUCCAUUAUUUUGUUGGCUCUCAAACUCAAUAAAAUUAGCAAUAUAUUAUCCAAUAUGAACAUCUUGAUUCAAGAGCAUGGAGUAUAAAUGGGAAAGAAAAAAAAAAAAAAGACCUUA
This is a messenger RNA of Balaenoptera musculus (blue whale), 4752 nucleotides long. It is a transcript of the gene IGF1, whose product is annotated as insulin like growth factor 1. Bases 283 to 762 code for a protein of 159 amino acids. Gene Ontology annotation, molecular function: hormone activity; growth factor activity. The record is from RefSeq and is a predicted model, not a curated record. The transcript is spliced from 5 exons. Gene Ontology annotation, cellular component: extracellular region. Lineage: Eukaryota; Metazoa; Chordata; Mammalia; Artiodactyla; Balaenopteridae.